Messenger RNA from Labrus mixtus (cuckoo wrasse), 3538 nucleotides. It is a transcript of the gene opn5, whose product is annotated as opsin 5. The coding region runs from base 190 to 1260 and encodes 356 amino acids. The transcript is spliced from 7 exons. Gene Ontology annotation, cellular component: membrane. Gene Ontology annotation, molecular function: G protein-coupled receptor activity. Lineage: Eukaryota; Metazoa; Chordata; Actinopteri; Labriformes; Labridae. Gene Ontology annotation, biological process: G protein-coupled receptor signaling pathway. The record is from RefSeq and is a predicted model, not a curated record.
GACGGCUGUGAGGAGAAGUUGAAGCUGACGCGCAGGGAUAUUUCAGCGGGACCUCCGCGGACACUUAUCAGGCUCUUCUUUUUUUACUUCUUCUUCUUCUGACCCUGUUUCAUCCAGUUAGUUUUGGACAGUAUUUAAACUCCGCUCGGGAUGAUUGACGACCGGUGAAGAAAAGGACAUUCCCCACUGAUGGCAGUGAUGGAGAACGAGACAUGGACACACCCGUCACAUAUCCCCCAUUAUCUCCUACGUGGUGACCCCUUCGCCUCCAGGCUCUCCAGAGAGGCCGAUAUUGUUGCAGCUUUUUACAUCUGUAUCAUAGGGAUCUUAUCUGCAACAGGGAAUGGCUAUGUCAUUUAUAUGACUGUCAAACGCAAGACCAAGCUGAAGCCCCCUGAGCUCAUGACUGUUAAUCUAGCCAUCUUCGACUUUGGAAUAUCAGUGACAGGAAAGCCUUUUUUCAUCGUGUCUAGUUUCUCCCACCGCUGGUUGUUCGGCUGGGAGGGUUGUCGUUUCUACGGUUGGGCAGGUUUCUUCUUUGGCUGUGGGAGCCUCAUCACCAUGACUGUGGUCAGUCUGGACCGAUAUCUCAAGAUCUGCCAUCUCAGCUAUGGAUCAUGGCUAAAACGGCAUCACGCCUUCCUGUGCCUGGCCUUUGUGUGGGCGUAUGCAGCCUUCUGGGCCACCAUGCCCCUGGUCGGUUGGGGGAACUAUGCGCCGGAGCCCUUUGGGACCUCCUGCACGUUGGACUGGUGGCUCGCACAGGCCUCCGUGUCAGGCCAGACCUUUGUCAUGGCCAUCCUGUUCUUCUGCCUCGUCCUCCCGACAGUAAUCAUCGUCUUCUCAUACGUCAUGAUCAUCUUCAAGGUCAAGUCGUCAGCAAAGGAGAUUUCAAACUUUGACGCUCGCAUCAGGAACAGCCACGAGCUUGAGAUCAAACUCACAAAGGUGGCAAUGCUGAUCUGUGCAGGCUUCUUGAUAGCCUGGAUCCCAUAUGCAGUGGUGUCAGUGGUGUCGGCGUUCGGUGAGCCGGACUCAGUGCCCAUUUCUGUGUCUGUCAUUCCCACGCUGCUGGCCAAGUCCUCAGCCAUGUACAACCCUAUCAUCUACCAGGUCGUGGACAUGAAAAACACCUGUGCAAAAUCCUCCUGUUUUCAGGCCCUGAAGAAAAGCAGGCACUUUAGAAAGUCAAGGUUCUACACCAUCUCUGGAUCCUUGAAGGACUCUCCAGCAGCCAUAGAAACUCAUAUUGAGUUGUGACACUUUAGACUGGCUGACCCCCCCUGUUCCUCCUUCUGGACAGUUGGCCUUGUUUCCUUGCCCUCUGUGCUCUUCACUUCCCUAAUCACACGCUGCCUGUCACCACCUACAACAUCAUUAACCUUUUGUUCUCGUUGCCAGUGGUUCUGCAGUAAUGCUGCUUUGUUUUCCCCGCCCACGCUGUAUCUCUGUGUGCUUCCUCCCUGGAAACACAUCUUUCCCAAGACGGUGUUCCUCAAUCUGUGGGCGUUGCAUUGUCCUAGCAGUGGUUAAAACAUACAUAAGUGAUGUGUUGUGUGAGCUUCUUGAUAUCAUUUAUUCAUUAUUUUGUACACCCAUCUUUCAAUAUUAUACAAAGCACAAAACAUGUAACCGACUAGCUAUAAGCACAGUGAAGUUUUCAUCACACACCCCCGUUACUCAGGUUUUGAAAAGUUGAGUCGUUUCCAACCAAAGUCUGGUCAAGUUGUAUAAAUAUGAAUCUUGAUAACACUGAAAUGGCUCCAGAAGUGUCAAAUAUUUAAUUUAUUUUACACAAUGUUUCUAGAAAACUGAACUGCAAAAUAUAAUGUAAAGAAGAAAAAAAAACAAGCUGAUGUUGAAUCAGGCUGGAGUAGAACUGAGCUCAGAGUUGUAUUUUUGUUAUUUGUACAGGAUGUUGUCUUUUGUACUCCUCAACUGUAAACUGUACAUACAUUUUUAAAAGGCACUGAAGCACAUCAGCAAAUGUUCUCUGCACACACAGGUAGACAUUAUGUGGAGACUGAUGUUGAGACUAAGGCCCCGUGUCCACCAAGUGUUUUUCUCUUUUUUUCAUUUGUUUUCAAUGAGUAGAGAGCAGCCGCCUGGAGAAAGAGAGCAGCGCCCAGCAUCUUUUCUUCAAAGCGCUUCCAAGCCCUUUGGCUGCUCCGAGCGCUCAAGUUGAAAAAUGUAUCUACUGGCUGGAAGGGAGUGGCAUUGAUUACCUGCUGACACACAGGGACUCUCUUGAGAGGUCAGAAAGUUGACCUUUGAAGGGUCAGCUGGAACGAAGAUGUUGAGGCCUGAAGUUAGAAGAAAGAAGAAGCUUGUAGCAUCACUGCUGGCAAACAGGAAUGAAGGUCUAACACUUGUCAAGGUCCCAGGUGGAAGUCCUUUGUUAUAUGAAGUGGUUCAGAUUAACCCGUGUUAAUUCUUGUCUGAAGAAUUGUUGGUGUGUGAUUAUCAUCGCUGGGACACCUGAGCACGCAAAGCGCUUAUGUCGAGUGUGAUUCACAAAGUAUAAAAGCCCUGACACUUGUCCUGCUCGGUAUGGAAAGAAGCUGUCUUUACCUUUACUCUGCAUGAGGCAGCGCUGUCAUGCUGAUACUGCACUAUUUUAAAUAAAAAAAAGGUGAGCCAGGAGGGAAGGGAAACUUUGUCAAGGUUAUACUGAGGCCAGACUGGAUGUGAUUUGAGUCCAACAGAAGUUGUGUCCUGGUCAGAGAACAGUUUGCUAGUGACAUCUCUCUAAAUUCUGCAGCGUAGUUACCAUCUAGUCUCAACAGAAGGUCAUUUUUGAAAAUACAAAUGAAAUACACCAACAACGUAAUACAGAUCUGCAGCUUUUAAUGUAAAAAUCUCAAAAACAUACAUUUCCAAGUUUCCAAGUGUUGUUGAAGUUACCCUUCUACCAACGUAAUGGUAAUUUCCUGCACAUGUAAUAACUAUAACAAUUGGAAGGCUUUCUUUGAAACAAUACAAACAAAACAUAUCUCUGAGUUUAAAACAGACGACUGAAAAUGUAAGACUUGCAAAAGAUUUAUGACUGACAUGAAGUCAACUUGAAUUGAAGUCAGUGAACGCAGGACAGAAUGCGUCUCCCUCUAUCCCGCGUUCAAAGCCCAACACAUGUCUGGUUCUGCUGGAGGUUUCUGCCUCUUGAAAGGACAUUUUUCUCGCCGCUGUAACUUUGCUAAAUGUUGAUAGUGCCGUACUCAUGAUGUAGAUAAUAAAACAAAGAGUACCGUCUAGACUGCCUUUUUGUAAAGUGUCUUGAGAGAACAUUUGUGAUGAGUUGGCACUAUUGAAAUGAAGAUGGAUUGAUUUCCCCUUCUAACAUUUCCCACAGCCCUCCCAACAUUGGAGCAAAAAGUACAAAGUAGAAAAAAGACUAUCAGCCCCUUUAACAGAGGACUCGCUCUGCCCAAUGUUGUGAUAUGUUCUGAUGAGCUGACUCCAACCCAUUGGUAGGUGUUAGUACCUAAACAAACAAUAACCACAAAGAUCAUUUAAAUAUUACAUAUGUGGAAAGUUUUUA